Acyrthosiphon pisum (pea aphid) is the source of this 1314-nucleotide messenger RNA. Its product is annotated as zinc finger MYM-type protein 5-like. The coding region runs from base 1 to 1314 and encodes 437 amino acids. The transcript is spliced from 3 exons. NCBI's taxonomy places the organism in Eukaryota, Metazoa, Arthropoda, Insecta, Hemiptera, Aphididae. The record is from RefSeq and is a predicted model, not a curated record.
AUGUCUAAAAGAGUUCCUAGUGGCUGUGAAAAACGAAAAAAGAGAAAAGAAGAACAAGAGAAAAUCUUAAAACUACCCAAAAUAAACAGUUUUUUUUCUAGUGCCGUUCCUUAUGAAGAAAAUACCAUUAACAGUAAUAUUACACAACCAAAUACAAAGCCUACUGCAUUAAAUGAUACAACUUUAAACAUAAUUGAAUCCUUCACAACUGAACCAGAACAUAGUUCAUCGAAAGUGAUUCCAAAUGUAGAGCCUAGUAUAACUUUGAAUGACACAACCUCAGACAAGUCAGAUAUCAUUGAAACCUUCACUCCUGAACCAGCUCUUAGUUCAUCUACAGACUUGGAUUUAACCUGCCGUUAUCCUUCCGAUCGUGGUAAAUUUAGUGACAAAGUUUUGGAUGCCCAAACAAAAAGGCUAAUUAUGUCAUUUGGACCAUGUAAACCCGAUAUUAACUUCCCUCGUAAUGAUUCAAAUAGGAAAUUCUCAAUUGAGUAUUAUUUUAUGAACACGAAAUCAGGUUUUAAAAUUCCUCGAACUUGGCUGUGUUAUUCCAUUAUAUUGGACAUGGUAUAUUGUGAAACGUGUUGGCUUUUUGCCGACCGUCUUAACAAAAAUUAUUAUUCUAAUUGGGUUGAUGGAGUAAAUGAUUGGCAACAUCUUGCCCAAAAGAUAUCAAAACAUGAAUCAUCUACUCAGCAUAUUGAAGCCGUACAAGUAAGAAGCUUAUGGAAUAAAAAUAAAAUUAUUGAUGAACAGCUCGAACGACAAAUUUCUGAAGAAGCAGAUUUUUGGCGCAAUGUUUUAGAACGAACAAUAAAAAUAAUACUUUUUUUAACUACCGGUAAUACUGCCCUUCGAGGGAAAGAAGGAAAAUUUGGUGAUUGUAAUAAAUUUGCUGAAGGCAACUUUUUAAGGACCGUUAGAUUACUUGCUGACUAUGAUCCAGUUUUGAAUAAAUUAAUAAGUAAUGACAAAGACUGUGUAAAAUAUCUUAGCCACACUAUUGUUAAUGAAUUAAUUGAAAUAUUGUCUUCCGAAAUUGUUAAAAAAAUUUGCGAUGAAAUUAGAACUAGUCAAUAUUUUUCUUUAAUAAUGGAUUCAACCCAGGAUUUGACUAAAGUAGACCAAUUAAGUAUUAUAAUUAGAUACGUAAAAGUUAAUUACGAAGAACACAAAUUUGAAAUAAAAGAGUCUUUUAUUGGUUUUUAUGAACUCAAGCACCAUACUGCAAAAGAUUACGAACAACUUAUUCGAAAAAUUAUAAUAAAACUUAAUUUAGAUAUCACAAAAUGCCGGGGACAAGGAUUAUGA